UGGACGUCUCGCGCCUUUGUUACGCCCACCCGCUUGUGUUGUACAUAUUAGGUGGACACGGUCGCGCGACUGCUGUGAAUUAUUCUGGAAAUCUCUCGUGAUGCUUUAGGAUGAAACAUGGCUCUAUUGAGGAAAAUCAACCGUGGGCUCCUCAUUCUGCUCUUUCUGGUGGCCCUUGCUUUCCUGUACAACAUGAACAGACCACAGACACUAUUCAAGUACUCAGUUCAGAGCUCAGGAAAGACCCAGGAAAUGCCCCCAGAAAUGAAGUAGAAGAUGAGACAGAGGUGGACAGAGACAUCCCUGUGCUGAUCUGUGCUUCAGAGGAGCGAAUUGGUGCUUCCAUGGCAACUAUCAACAGCGUCUACAGCAACACUCGUGCUAGCGUUUUCUUCUACAUAGUUACCCUGCGAGAUGCCAUCAAAAAGAUAAGAGAAUACAUAGAGAAUACCAAGCUGAGAAAAAUCAGGUACAAGAUCCUGGAGUUCAACCCGAUGGUAUUGAAAGGGAAAGUAAAUCCGGACUCAUCCAGACCAGAACUACUGCACCCUCUGAACUUUGUGAGGUUCUAUUUGCCACUCCUUGCCAUUGGAAGUCACAAGCGGAUUGUUUACCUGGACGAUGAUGUCAUAGUGCAAGGAGAUAUACAGGAACUGUACCACAUUAAAAUGAAACAUGGGCACGCUGCUGCAUUUGCUUCAGACUGUGAUCUGCCCGACACUCACGAGAUGGUGCGCAGUGUGGGGAUGCAGACAACCUAUAUGGGCUUCCUGGAUUACCGCAAAGAGGAAGUCAGAGAGCUGGGCAUCAACCCUAGUGAUUGCACAUUUAAUCCAGGUGUUUUUGUGGCUGAUAUUGAUGAAUGGAAAAAGCAAAAAAUUACUAAGCAGUUAGAGAAAUGGAUGGCUGUGAAUUUCAGGGAAAACUUGUUCAGCAGUGCUGUGGCUGGUGGUGUGGCCACUCCUCCAAUGCUGAUUGUCUUUCAUGAUAAAUACACCACCAUUGAUCCACUGUGGCACGUCAGACAUCUGGGCUGGAGUCCUGAUGCACAUUAUCCUGAGUCUUUCCUCCAAAAGGCGCAUUUAUUGCACUGGAACGGCCGUUUCAAACCCUGGGACUACCCCUGUGUCCAUCUGGACCUCUGGGAGAAAUGGUUUAUUCCAGACCCCACAGGAAAGUUCGCCCUGGUACGACCAUGAGUUUAAACA
Xyrauchen texanus (razorback sucker) is the source of this 1208-nucleotide messenger RNA. It is a transcript of the gene glt8d2, whose product is annotated as glycosyltransferase 8 domain containing 2. Gene Ontology annotation, cellular component: Golgi apparatus. Bases 111 to 1199 code for a protein of 362 amino acids. Gene Ontology annotation, molecular function: glycosyltransferase activity. NCBI's taxonomy places the organism in Eukaryota, Metazoa, Chordata, Actinopteri, Cypriniformes, Catostomidae. The transcript is spliced from 10 exons. The record is from RefSeq and is a predicted model, not a curated record.